AUGUCACGAAUGGCAUCCGAACAGGAGCCUGUACCAAAUCCACCUACGGAAGGCAAUCCACAGAAUGCCCCAGAGGUAGUUCCGAAGGACAAACCGACCGAAGAGCCUAAACCUGAUCAGGCGGAAGCAAAAACAUAUUUGUCAUCAUCGGGAGACAGUUCGCCCCCAGCGGCUAUCCCAACGACGACACAAGAUGCUGAUCCAUCACAUGCGUUCAUACACAUAGAACAGGUCGAUGGAUCAAAGAAUGAGGCAGACAUGUGA
Messenger RNA from Sphaeroforma arctica JP610, 264 nucleotides. RefSeq lists its product as hypothetical. The transcript has a single exon. Lineage: Eukaryota; Ichthyosporea; Ichthyophonida. Bases 1 to 264 code for a protein of 87 amino acids. The record is from RefSeq and is a predicted model, not a curated record.